AUGCCUUACCAUGAUGAAGAAUACCCAGGCCAGCCCCUCUGGCAAUCGGUGCUGCUCUUCUUCUGUAAGGGUAUGAUCGAGGGCAUCAUGGUCAUACUCUUCUUCUGGCUUCUUGUGCAGGUCCUCUUCACCAAACAAGUGGAAGUAUCGUUCUCUCCUAUGUCUGUAGUUCACCUCCAAAUUCUUCUUCUGGUCGGACUGAUCGUUUUUUGCCUGUGUUUGGUCCUGGGAUGUAUACUGUGCUGUAGGACAAGUCAAAUUUGUCAAGUAAAAGACAAAGAACCUGUGACAUCACUGCCAGCUCCUGCUGAACCUGUGACCUUUGCCCAGAGCCCGCCUCCCUCAGCUGCGAUGACAACGUCCAGGCAGCAAUAUGAGGAACUAGAUGGAGAUACACUGGAGUACCCCUCCACAUUCUCCAGUCCUGCCCCGUCUGAGGGUGAAUUUAGCUCCCAGCCAUUCCCUAAUCGAGCGCGUUCUGCCUCUGAGAGAAAAGAGCACAAGUCUUAUUUUUCCCUGCGCCGUCUCAGCACACCGCCACUAUCAUCACCACUUUAUAAACCCAUAGAUCCCAGCCAUAGAUCUCUGCCUUCAUUUCCAAAACUGGGACUGUUGUCCAAAACAUGUAAGGCUCUGCAGAGACGCUGCACUGUGACUGGGGAUAGUAUAUCUUAUAAUGAACACAGCAGACUCACCAGCCCCAGUGCUGUCUCUCCUUCUAUGCCUGAAGAACCAAUCCCACUGGUUCCACUAAGCUACGGCUCCACCUGCAAACAGCGAAUAUCACCAAAACCCUGCCUCCAUUUCACUAUGGCCUUCUCUCCAGAGCAGCAAACCCUGACCAUCACUUUCCUCAGCUUCACUGGGAUAUCCCACAGACUGGAGGAUGUGUCUGUGCUGGGUAGCAUGCCGCCUCUGUACCCCUUUCCCACACAGGCCUCUAUCCAAAGCAGCCUCAGCCCUGAGCCCUACAGCCGGGUGCUGACUCUGAAGGUGAACUCUGUGGAGGAGCUCCAGAAGUGCACUCUCAGAGUAGCUGUAUACACAAGGGAACUACCCAGCCAGAGAGGCACCACACUGGGUGAGCUGGAGGCCGAGUGUGGAGAAAGAGACUGGAAAUCAGGCCGUGCAUUUCAUUUCAUGAGAGAGCUUAACCCAGACAAAUGGAGGCUAAAAAAGAGUCUGAUCUCCCAGGAUCCACUGAUCUGUAAGGGGCUUAGCUGUCCUCCACAGAUCUUCAUUUUACUUCAGUAUCAGACUCUGGCCCAUCAAAUCAAAGUCACAGUCCUCAGAGCAGAUAACCUCGACAGCCUCAUUCAAACACCAGCUGCAGCAGAUUACCAGGUGGUGAUCAAUCUGCACCAUGAGGGGCUUGUGAUCGGCAGCAGAGAAACUAAAGGUGGGGCAUGUACUGUGUGGAACACCUCUUUCCUGUUUGACCUGCCUCCAGGAGACAUCCAUCAACUGCCCCUCACGUUGGAGUUCAAAAUCAUGCAAAAUCAGCUGUUUUCAGAGGGAAAAGUUCUGGGUCGAGUCCUCAUCGGUGCAGAGGCUGCAGAUGCAGGACGAGCUCAUUGGAGGGACAUGUGUAGCCUGCAGGUGGAGCAGACACGCUGGCACACAGUUCAACCAGAACCUCUAUACCAGAGCUCAGUCACAAACUGGGAAAACUAUACUGUGACCAGUGGAUGA
Scomber scombrus (Atlantic mackerel) is the source of this 1692-nucleotide messenger RNA. It is a transcript of the gene syt18b, whose product is annotated as synaptotagmin XVIIIb. Gene Ontology annotation, cellular component: synapse; axon. The transcript has 5 exons. Bases 1 to 1692 code for a protein of 563 amino acids. Gene Ontology annotation, molecular function: clathrin binding; calcium-dependent phospholipid binding; phosphatidylserine binding. The record is from RefSeq and is a predicted model, not a curated record. NCBI's taxonomy places the organism in Eukaryota, Metazoa, Chordata, Actinopteri, Scombriformes, Scombridae. Gene Ontology annotation, biological process: vesicle fusion; regulation of dopamine secretion; regulation of calcium ion-dependent exocytosis.